GACGCUGACAACGCGGAAGUGUGUUGUCAACAGUAACGCAGGAAGCCGCUGAAACCAACUGUCCUCAGUCAGACACGAUGACCGACACCGGCGAUAUCAGAUACUGUCACAGAUUCUCCUAUUUGGUCCUCAAAUUCACGCUGUUCGCCUAUGCCAUCGGCUGGUGGCUGAUAGGGGGCUUUAUCUUGGCCAUUGGAAUCUAUGCUGAGGUGGAGAGACAACGCUACAAGACUCUGGAGGGCAUGUUUUUGGCCCCGGCUUUAAUCCUUAUCCUUCUGGGAAUUACCAUGUUUAUAGUUUCAUUUAUCGGGGUCUUGGCUUCACUAAGGGACAAUCUGACCCUGCUGAAAGUGUUCAUGUACACGCUGGCUGUGUGUCUGAUCCUGGAGCUGCUGGGAGGAAUAUUGGCGCUGGUGUUUCGCAACCAGACGUUGGAGUUACUGAACAAGAACAUUAGACGAGGCAUAGUCAACUACUACGAUGACCUGGACUUCAAAAACAUCAUGGACUUCGUACAAAAGAAGUUUCAAUGUUGUGGAGGUCAAGAGUAUAAAGACUGGGGGGUCAACAUGUACCACAACUGUACUGGGAAUGGUCCACUGUCCUGCGGUGUCCCUCAUACCUGCUGCGUUACUACUGAGCCAAAUGAAGUUGCCAACACUCUGUGUGGGUACCAGGUGUUAAUGAAAGAGCGUUUGGAUUUGAUUGACACCAUCCAUAUCAGAGGCUGCACUGAUGCUUUCUUUAUCUGGCUGAUGGAUAACUAUAAGGUUAUGGCUGGACUGCUACUAGGGAUCCUACUGCCACAGUUCUUUGGUGUGAUAGUCAGCUGGCUGUACAUCACUCGUGUAGAAGAUGCCAUCAGUGAGUGCAGUCACCACACUGAUGGACUACUGAACUCAAAUGCAGAACAUAAAGGAGCCAAGAGCCAGGGUCACAUGGCCAAAUGGUUUCUGUGUAUGCCAGAGACCGACUGAUGGACACACACACACCCUACAACUAAUGGACUACAACCAUCACUUACAGUUUGUUAAAUCGCUGCAGUCAAUUCAGAUACUGCUGCAGCCACUGUAGGCGCCUGCCUCUAAACUGCAGGUUUAUUAUCAUCAUUCAAUCAACCAAUUGAAGUGUUUUUUAUUGUUGUGGGAAUAAUACUUUUUUUUUGCAGCCAAAUUAAAUAGAGGUUGAUGUUGAAGUGUUCUUAUUUAUGGUUUUACAUACUGUGUGCGUCCGAAACAGUAAUGUUUGCAAGGUCCCCUGUGUAAUCAAUAAUUCAUUAUUGUGUUGGCAUGCUGUGUGCUGAUGCACGAGAGGGAAAGAAGAGCUCAUUUAGACGUGGGCUUUUAGCUAGUAUGUGCCUCCACCUGUCUCAGGGAUGAACACAAACACUUUAAUUGUACGAAGAACUGGAGACACUGUUUCAUUUAAACAUUUGUGCCAGUAGAAUCAAUAUUUCCUCAACCCUGUGUAUCUCCCUGUGACCACAAGUGCUCACUAAAUCUCCAAGAUGAGUCCAGCACAUACAAGUGUUGUAUCGAAAUCUUAGAAUUAUUACAGACAUUUUCAUGUUUCAAAACUUAAUUUAAACCUGAAUCAACCAUUUGUCUGUUCAUCAAGAGUGUUUUUACUGUAGAAAUGAGAAAAUGCUUAGCAGGCCGAGCUGCGCGGAGUGAGAGAGUCUGCUUAUCAGACAGAUUUUAUGCUUCAUGAUGAUUUCAUCGAUGAGUUAUAAUGCAGCAACAAGCUGAUAUCUCAUUCUUAUUGUUCAUUACAGCAGGUCUGUCUCAUCCAAACUUUUGUUUAUGUUCCUUUAAUUAGCAGCAGAAAAUAGAUAUGUGAGGACAUGUCAUUGAUUUAUAUUUAAUCACUACGACAGAAAGGUACAAAUCUGCAAAGUUCAAUAAAAAAAAAUAAAAAAAUGUGUCGUAAGUUUGAAAACAGCGUCUGUGCCCUCUGAUCAUCCAGUGGCCUUACAACAACUUUUCACCAUUCUCACUACAAAUGCAUUUCUGAACAUAAACAAAGUAGCAGUUACAUUGACCUCAAAACACAUUUUAGAUUCCCCCUAAAAACAUCCCUCAGUUUAAAAUCCAGUGUGUUUGAAUGGUGGCAUACAUGCUUUUGUUAUAAUCAAGUAUAAAUGUCAUGAUUUAGUGAACUCUGUCGGUUUGAUGUGAAGUUUGAACCUGAAACUAAAAAGCCUGAUCUUUGUUGAAGUGAAUUUCUUCUUGUUAAAAUGCCUUUGUGUCUUAAUGUAACUUUAGACAAAAU
This is a messenger RNA of Labrus mixtus (cuckoo wrasse), 2271 nucleotides long. RefSeq names its product tetraspanin 15 (gene tspan15). The record is from RefSeq and is a predicted model, not a curated record. The transcript is spliced from 8 exons. Gene Ontology annotation, cellular component: membrane. The coding region runs from base 78 to 977 and encodes 299 amino acids. NCBI's taxonomy places the organism in Eukaryota, Metazoa, Chordata, Actinopteri, Labriformes, Labridae.